Triticum turgidum subsp. durum (durum wheat) is the source of this 1113-nucleotide messenger RNA. NCBI's taxonomy places the organism in Eukaryota, Viridiplantae, Streptophyta, Magnoliopsida, Poales, Poaceae. The record is from the annotation of a GenBank genome assembly.
AUGGCGUCCUUGUCCCCUAAGCGGCGGCGCCGUGACCUCGAUUCAGCCGCCACGGAGGCCAGAACUCCCACCAUUGCCGUCUCGCCAUCAACGGACGUUAUCUUCGAGAUCCUGUCCUGGCUGCCGCCCAGGUCCCUAGGCCGGUGCCGGUGCGUGUCCAGGAACUGGCGCGACAUCAUCUCCAACCCAGCCUUCGUGGCGGCGCACAUGUCCCGUGCCGAGCCGCUUCUCGUCGCCAAAACCAGCGACUCCCACCAUUGGUCCCUGCAACUGAUGGACACGGAGGGCACACCUGUGAGAGUGUCGAGCUUAGCUGGGGCGUGGACCUUCCAAGCCAGCCUCGACGACCUUGCCUACAUCACCUUCCGCAACAGGGACUCGGUGACCCCCGCCGUCGUGAACCUAGCCACCGGUGUGACGCUCACGAAUUUGCCGAAGCAGACGGUUCUAGAGUAUUACACGUUGACAUACAUGGGCUUCGGACGCACCGCCCAGUCCGGCGUGUACAAGCUCCUUCGCCUCCGUAUGACCAACCGAACACAAACUUGCGACAUCCUCACAGUAGGAGACAACGUCGAAUGGCGACGGACACGACCGCCCCCAAUGAUAGCCCGCCAAAGCUAUGCUAGUCCCCCUGUCGCCCUUGAUGGUGCCUUGCACGUCUUGUCCCGUGAUGAGAACUGCGUGCUGUGCUUCGACCUUGAGAGCGAGAAGUGGCAGGCGAUCCAUGGACCGCAAGGAGGAGUUAUCAGAGUCAAGGAGCCUAUAAGCAUAGCCCAGCUCAAUGGCACCUUGUGCAUAGCUCAAAUGGAACCGUAUUUGAUCAAUAUAUGGCUCCUGAGUGAUUCUAAAAGCAACGUUUGGGUCAAAGCGUAUACGAUACCGACGCGUCGGAAAGUCGUCAAACAUGUGCUGCCUUUGAGAGUGUUACGUCUCGGUGGGGGGCUGCUCUUCUACUUCUAUGGCAACAAUGCAAAGCCAAAGUUAAAAGUAUACAAUCCUAGUUUGAGAAGAUGCACGGCCGUCAAGACACCGGCCAACCUCAUCGGCACAAUCGGCCUUUGCAGUGCGGACAUAUAUUCUAAUGUAGAUCUUGUGACCAGCCCUAACUGA